Cimex lectularius (bed bug) is the source of this 3931-nucleotide messenger RNA. RefSeq lists its product as uncharacterized. The transcript is spliced from 14 exons. Lineage: Eukaryota; Metazoa; Arthropoda; Insecta; Hemiptera; Cimicidae. Gene Ontology annotation, cellular component: plasma membrane. The coding region runs from base 501 to 3509 and encodes 1002 amino acids. The record is from RefSeq and is a predicted model, not a curated record. Gene Ontology annotation, molecular function: protein binding.
UUAAAAUCCUGCAUUAUUUUCCGGACAACCCAAUACAUCCCGGCCGGCCCGCCCUCGAGAUCAUGGAUGGAAAUUGAUUCGGCUUCUGUUUUCCUUUCAAAGGGAGAAACAUUUUUUGGUUUAGGUUCGCAAUCAAUAUACGCAGAAAAAGGAGGUCGGAGUUGAAUUUGGCCGAGUUUCCCUGAGCGAGGGCGGAGGUGUGGUAAAUCGUCGGGGGUGGAAGUGGGGCGGAAAAGAGUGGGAAGGCGGUGGCAGCGGCGGGUGGGGGCGGCUGCCUGGAUAGUGUGGCCUAGCCUCUCCGUCGGGAACGCUUCCCUCUUCGCUCUCCUCGCUCGCCUCAACAUUUCUCUCUGCCCCCUUUUUUUUUGGGUUCCGGGCUCGGAAAAAGGUGUGGCCCCGCCACCGAAUCACCCAUGGACCCACCAGCGACCAGCUUUUAAAUUCACAACCAAACGUCAGUUAAGCCCAUAAACGUCGAAAGGAGAAAGGGAGGAACAACCAUGAAUGGAGGAAUUUACGUAGUCUUGAUGUUAAUGGUUUCGACGCAGCUGAGCAGCCUCGUCGGCAGCACCGGACCGACCGUCAUGCCCAAGCUGUGCCCCGUUUCGCAUUUUCAGUGUUCAAACAAAAGGUGUAUUCCUCUGAACAAGUUCUGCGACGGGGUCAACAAUUGCGGCGACUAUUCAGACGAGCCGAAACACUGCACACCGUGCAAUAGAACAUACUACGGAGAGAUAGGAAAAACUUACGACUUGGAACUACACCGUCCAAAAGAAGAUAAGCUGCCUUAUCACUGCCAACUAACACUUUCUGCUGCCGGGGAAAAGUACGGAGAUAUUGUUCAGGUGACACUCGAGCGGUUCACACUGGGCAAAUUCACGUCUUUCAACAUCAACGGCUGCCCCGACGGUUGGCUCUCGAUGGAGGAGAAAGGACGUCCGUCCGUCGGAGGCAUCUGGUGCGGCACCUCCUGGGGUCCGGUGCUCUAUUACUCCGAGUCUUCCUCCCUCAAGCUCUCCAUCACUCUCCUCACGCUAUCGUCGGACCAGAACGGAUACAAUUUCGACUUUCGCAUUUCCUACAAAAUGCUUCCAAAAGGAGAUGCAACUGUCAGAUAUGGAAGUAGUUCCCAACAAGUUAUAGAUAAUGAUAGCAAAACGAACGAAGAGACGAGUGUAGAGUUGGCGAACACGACGUCUGAAAACUACUACCUCGGGAACCGUAUCGGGAUGACCUAUUGCUCAAGGAUGUUCAGCGAUUGCGACAAGAAAGACUGCCGCCUCCAAAGCCCCAACUUCCCAGGGGUCUACCCGAGAAAUAUGACCUGCUACUACGCGGUGAGACAACAGAGUAUCCCAGAGGGAAAGCACGCCCUCAUUUCCGUUUAUCAGACGGAAGGGCACAUGGUCAACAUAAGAAGCCAGAGCGCACUGUAUGCAAGGCCGACCCAACCCACAAACCCUCACCUCAGCACACUCAAGAUAUGGAAAGACUGCGAGGAGGUGCAAGACUACGUGACGAUUUACGACGGCUAUACGACGAGAGACCCGGUGCUUCUGAAAUUCUGCGGGGGCGGUUCUGCGGUGCCUAAGGCUAUUUCUUCCGGUCCGGAAAUCCUCGUCGAAUUUUCGACCUCGCCUUACGGAACUUUCCUUUACCCGGCACCGCCCCAGGCGCUCCACGGAUUCCAGCUCCGUGUCAAGGUGGAUUUCGUGGAAAAGGAAUCGCCCCAGUACACAAGGAACAAAAAAUGUGAGUUUUGGUUGAGUGGCACUGGACACGGUGUGUUAGAAAGCCCGAGGAAUUCGCUACCACCGAAUACCACAUGUCUAUACCAUCUUUGGGGCGCCGAGCCCGGAUCUUCUCCACCUCCUAAGCAGUACGCAAGACCACCACGAUACCGUAUUUGGCUUUCGGUCUUAAAGUAUCAUGUAAGCAGCCCAAAAUUUGCCUUGUCGCAAGAAGCUGAAUGUGCGACAGGUCUUAAGAUAUGGGACGGAACGAAAAAAUCCGUUGAUGUUGACAUGCACAUUAAACAGAAAGUCCCACUCAUAGCGACAUUUUGUAAAGAACAGAUUCCACGUUCUUGCGACCACCAGCUAUUGAGAAAUAUGUCCAGAGCGUGCAAGGCUUCUGAGAGCUUUUUGUCCACCGGCGAUUCAGCCACGUUAGAGCUGAAAGUCACAGAAGCUACUGCGCUUAGGCCUGUGUCGUUUCGUGCCCUUUACGAGUUUGUAGACCUUCACCAAGAUGGAGAACAAUACGGCUCAGGGAAAUGUUCGAGAAUUUUCACGCAAAGACAGCUCCCUCCUGCUUCCUACUACACUCCUCAAACAUUCGCCUCGCCAAGAGAAAUAUUUUUAUACGGUCGUGGAGGAAGUCCUAAUAUAAGUUGCGUUUAUAGGUUCGAAGCACAAAAGGGUGAAAGAGUUCGAAUAGCGAUUACAAACUUGAGAACAGCAAAUCGUACAGAUUGUGAAACGCACAACGAGGGUGGCUGGGGCAGGCUCCAGUGCAUCGGAAAUCCGACAGCUUUUGUACAAUUAAGAGAAAUCCCUUUUCCCAAGACAGUCAUGAAUUUACCGAAGGACUGCCUAUGCUCAAACCCAGAACCACAACUGCCAUUUGUAUAUACCUCAAACAGUAACAUAUUGCAACUGCAUUUCAUCGUGAAGAACAUGACUACCAUGGAUGACUAUAGAAACUUGGGUUUCGAAGCAACUUGGGAAUUUGUAAGAAGGCCGGUCUGUAGUAGGGGAAAGAAGCUGAGGGGACCCAGUGGGGAAAUUGAAUUUGUUUCUCCGAGUCAGACUCCGGAGGAGGUGAACUGUGAAGGGCAGCCUUGGGUGGUCGAACCUAGUGAGUCAAAAUACCUUUAUGUAAAAGUACCAGGUAUAGUUGUUGGGGGAGUUGGAAAGACUGGUAUCAUCCGGAGAGGGCAGUGCGCAACAUCCAACCGAAUAGAAAUCCACGCUGGCUCUACCCAUGUCAUUGUGUGCCCCGAACCUCUACCUGCAUACCAGGAUAGCAUGGUGGAGGUAUUCUCGGAGGGGUGGGUAAUAGCAAACAACGCAGAAAGGUUGCCACCUGUCUGGUCGAAACAUGAUCGAAAGGAGAUAAGAAACAUUCUCGUUGAAUUCACCCCAAGAGAAAGUGGUACUUACUCUGUUACUUGGUUAGAAUUGACUAGAAGGAGGAGCGAAGCGGCUGCGGAAGGACUUCUGGAAGACUGUUUUCACAGAUGCCCAGAACUAGAUGCUUGUAUCAAUGCUUCACUUUGGUGUGAUGGAACUGACAACUGUCCAUCUGGCUAUGACGAGUCGGCCACGCAUUGCCUACCGCUUCCUCCAGUCCAACUGGCUCUGCUCACAAUAAUCGCCAUCAUAACUAUAUCCCUAGUCUUGACAUUUAUCUGCAGAUUGAGAAGACCUAGAAGACAGUUGAAAUCUCUACCUUCAGACACCGAUACAAUUAUGUCAUCCAGCGUUGGCAAAGAGGUGAUUUGCUGACACAGCACCGACAGUUCCGAACGCUUUGUUGAAUUCGACCGAAUAACAACCGUGUGACAAUUUUCGCACGGAGGAAACGUUCUGUCGAAAAAGAUACGUGCCUUUCAACAAAGCCGGAACUGUUGGUUGCAAAAACAUGGUUUACUAUGUAAAAUAUGUUUGUAAUAAAUGCAUGAUAAUCAUGCCCAUAAGAAAAACUAUUUUUUUAACAAUUUGUUUAGCUACAAUCUUAGUAUUUUUUCAAGUAAAAUAAAAGGUGCAAUACAAUUAUAUAGGUGUACUUUGAAAUGUAUGGUUUUUCACAUAUAGGCAUACAUGUUUAACUGAAAACAAAAGUUUUUGUGAUUCCAAGCAAUCUUUCUCAGAAGAAAGGUCUAGUUUAUUAUUAAAAUAAUUAAAACUGAAGUACAAUAUUUCAAGAG